AUUGUCACAGCAAGUGAAGUUGGGAAUUGCCAGCGACACGAAAUUCACCACCUCAACAUACGAAAACUCAAUCAGUGCGACACAGCAAGGCUGAACGUGCGGAAGUGAGACUCAGUUGAAGAACUACAAAUUAUAUACUUCACCGAAAAUAACCGAUUAGAAUUGCUUGUUGCAUAAUUUGUAGUGUUGUUGUACUCAAAGAGUAUGAAAAGUGUUUCAAAUAAAUAAAAUAAUAUUUUCAAAAAGUAAAAGUUCUCAAACUAAUUAUGGAAAUUACCGAGCCGACACUGUGCGUUUACUAUGUGAGCAAAGCUUUGGCGCUGGCGCCAUUCUCGGUACGCCGAAACUCGAAGGGUGUGUUGGAUAUUCGACGUAGCGUCAUGUUCUCGGUUUAUUCAGCCUCACUGUGCUUGCUAAUGGUCUUUUUGACCUAUCAGGGACUUUUGUUCGAUGCAAAUUCGCAGAUGCCAGUGCGCCCAUCUUUUAGAAUGAAAUCAGCCACAUCGAAACCAGGUCUAGUGGUCACAGCCUUAGAUGUUUCGGUUGUGGUGUUUGCGUGUUCGGCAGGAGUCGGUUGUGGCUUGUGGGGAUAUCGCGCAACGCGUGAGCUAAACACGCGACUGAGAAAGGUCGAUGAUUCGUUGCAUUCAUUUUCCAAUUUUAAACGAGAUCGCAUAUUGGCGAUAUUAAUGCUGGGGCUACCGUUAAUAGCAAUCACAUCGAUUUUAGGAUUGGACCUCUCGACUUGGCUACGUUUUGCCAUUGAAAUGAGAACGCCCACAGAUGACACGGAGUUAAAUGUACAAUGGUACAUACCAUUCUAUAGCCUCUACUUCAUAUUAACGGGCUUGCAAAUCAAUUUUGCCAAUACCGCCUUUGGCCUGGGUAGACGCUUUCGACGUCUAAAUGUGAUGUUGAGAAGUAGUUUUCUAAAAGAUGUUGAUAGCAGCCAAAAGCACGUUUCCUUAAAACCAUUAAUAACUACUGUGAAGGUGGUGUCGCAGCAUCCGUUAGCUUUACACCAAAGUCUAUCAAAAUUGACCCAUGUUCCAACUCAAGACACAGCUAAAAAUAAAGUGGCCUUAUUAAGAUUGCUGGAAGAAAACCACGAGUCUUUGGGCAAAUGCAUGCGCUUAGUAUCCAAUUCGCAUGGCGUUGCAGUGCUUUUCAUAUUGGUCUCUUGCCUGCUGCACUUGGUCGCCACUUCAUAUUUCCUUUUUUUGGAGUUGCUAAGUAAAAAGGACAGCGGCAUGGUGUGGCUACAAGUGUUAUGGAUUAUCUUUCAUUCGCUGCGCUUAAUAUUAGUCGUUGAGCCAUGUCAUUUGGCAACCGUAGAGUCCAAAAAGACUAUACAAAUAGUGUGCGAAAUUGAGCGUAAAAUUCACGAUCCAAUAUUGACCGAGGAGGUGAAAAAGUUUUGGCAACAAUUACUUGUGGUGGACGUGGAAUUUUCGGCGAGUGGUCUUUGUCGUGUUAACCGAACGCUACUGACAUCGUUCAGCUCAGCUAUUUGCACAUAUCUCGUAAUACUCAUACAAUUUCAAAACACCAAUGGCUAAACUAUUUGAGAACUAUUCUGAUAUAUAGUAAAUAAAUAUUGUUUUAAAAUAACUAAUAACAAUUUGUUUACUGGUGUAAAUAUUGGAUAAUUUCACGAAUGAUAAAUCAAAUUGCACAAGCAAAUAUUUCGAUGCAAAAACGUUAUAUCAAAUUUAGAAAUUAAAUUUUUAAUACUAACUUUGAAAUUUUAAUUCAGAUUUUGGAUAAAAAAUUAGAUUUUGUGAUUAGAAAUUUUAUUUUUAAUAUAACUAAGAAAGAAUUAUAUUAAA
Bactrocera dorsalis (oriental fruit fly) is the source of this 1829-nucleotide messenger RNA. It is a transcript of the gene Gr43a, whose product is annotated as gustatory receptor for sugar taste 43a. The record is from RefSeq and is a predicted model, not a curated record. Gene Ontology annotation, cellular component: axon; neuronal cell body; membrane. The coding region runs from base 267 to 1559 and encodes 430 amino acids. Lineage: Eukaryota; Metazoa; Arthropoda; Insecta; Diptera; Tephritidae. Gene Ontology annotation, biological process: sensory perception of taste. The transcript is spliced from 13 exons.